CACCACUAGUUCUUCUUUCGUCGGCAACGUUGUGCAGAGCACGGCUACAGAUUUGUUAAACGCGAAUUUACCCCACAAAAACGCAUUUAAAAUGGCUUUCGGUGAUGUGAAGACCCCGCAGGGACUGAAGGAGUUGAACAACUUCCUGGCCGACAACAGCUACAUCAGCGGAUACACUCCCAGCAAAGCCGAUCUGUCCGUGUUCGAGGCUCUGGGCAAGGCCCCCGCCGCCGACAAUGUGAAUGUGGCCCGUUGGUACCGUCACAUCGCCUCCUUCGAGGCCGCGGAGCGCGCCGCCUGGACUGGAGCUCCUCUGCCCCAGUUGGCCGGUGGAAAGCCCACCGUGGCCGCUGCUCCUGCCAAGCCAGCCGCCGCCGACGAUGACGACGAUGUCGAUCUAUUCGGAUCCGAUGACGAGGAGGACGCAGAGGCCGAGCGCAUCAAGCAGGAGCGCGUCGCCGCCUACGCCGCCAAAAAGUCCAAGAAGCCCGCCCUUAUUGCCAAGUCGUCGGUGCUCCUGGACGUCAAGCCCUGGGACGACGAGACAGACAUGAAGGAGAUGGAGAACCAUGUCCGCACCAUCGAGAUGGACGGUCUGCUGUGGGGCGCCUCCAAGCUCGUGCCAGUCGGCUAUGGCAUCAACAAGCUUCAGAUCAUGUGCGUCAUCGAGGACGACAAGGUCUCCAUCGAUCUGCUGCAGGAGAAGAUCGAGGAGUUCGAGGACUUCGUGCAGUCCGUCGACAUUGCUGCCUUCAACAAGAUCUAAGCACUGAGAUUCAUAUAUUUUCAAUAAACAUGAGCAAAGCGAAGUAACUAAAAA
Molecule: messenger RNA, 820 nt
Organism: Drosophila elegans
Lineage: Eukaryota; Metazoa; Arthropoda; Insecta; Diptera; Drosophilidae
Gene: eEF1beta
Product: probable elongation factor 1-beta
Exons: 2
Coding region: 92-766 (224 amino acids)
Biological process (GO): translational elongation
Cellular component (GO): eukaryotic translation elongation factor 1 complex; cytosol
Molecular function (GO): guanyl-nucleotide exchange factor activity; translation elongation factor activity
Source: RefSeq, a predicted model, not a curated record